This is a messenger RNA of Fomitopsis serialis, 1878 nucleotides long. RefSeq lists its product as uncharacterized. Gene Ontology annotation, cellular component: nucleus. The transcript has 5 exons. Gene Ontology annotation, molecular function: 3'-tRNA processing endoribonuclease activity. The record is from RefSeq and is a predicted model, not a curated record. Bases 1 to 1878 code for a protein of 625 amino acids. NCBI's taxonomy places the organism in Eukaryota, Fungi, Basidiomycota, Agaricomycetes, Polyporales, Fomitopsidaceae.
AUGAUCGACGAGAUCAGCCUUUCCUCGCGUCUGCGCGACACUCGCACGUUGUUGGACUCAUUACCAGGAAUCCUCACGCUGCUCCGUAACACGCUCGGUAUCCCGAAAGCCAGGGCGCGCUCUCGCUCACCUCGUGCGACGGAGCUAUCAUCAACGCUCGUGUCGUCCAUUAAGGAGGAGCCACUGGUAGCUUCGCUAUCUACCCAAGACCCAGUGCCUUCACACAUCGCCGAGGAACCUCGACAUGUCCCCGAAGUCCGAACAGACCCGCCCCGCAUCGAGAUCUUCGGCCCUCGCGGGUUGCGACGGUUCCUGCGGCUGCAGAUGCUCCUCACGCACACAAACUCCCAGGAACGUUACGCCGUGCACGAGCUUCUCACCGCUGAUCAAGCACCCUCCUGCCCUGGCGACAUCGCUCAGCAGUCCGACCCCGGUGCGAGCGAAGAGGAACAGUUAGCGGAGAACGAAGCACCCGGCCAGGACAUCCGGUGCGACUCGCACGGCUACUGGCGAGGAAUAGUCGUCAAACACGUAGGCUCCAGCUCGGGCUGGGUGGACUCGUCGUCCGACCAGAAGGGCGCCGGAAGAGUGAUCGUCGAUGCGGGCCCAAUCGACCACCGCGAUCCUUGCAUUGGCUACGUGAUCCGUGAGGUCCCUCACCUGCCUGGGCCUCCUGCCCUGCAGAUGCCGAUCCCCGUCCCGCGCAAGCUCGUCAUUCUCGGCGACACGUUCAAUGCCGAUUCGCUCGUGCCACUUAUUGACCCGCCUUCCCCUGACAACGCCGCUGCUGUGGCCAGUGGCAGUGCGAUGCGACCGAUCGAGGUCGACAUGGACGUCGAUAUGGACGUACCGCCCGGUGACGCGUUGGCCGGUAUUGAAAAUGCGACUGUGGUGCCUGACGUGCAGAAGCUUAUUGCACGGACACCUGUAUCCUUACUCAUCCACGAGGCUACUGAUGCGUACAUACCGCCGUCGGUGGAUCCGCAGGGAAAGACCGGUCGCAACAGAACCGCCGAGAGUGUGAAUGCCAAGACGCUUGACAGGGGACAUAGCACUCCCGCCAUGGCGGGCGAGUUCGCACGGAAGAUCGGUGCAGAGCGCCUCGUUCUCAAUCACAUAGGUGCUCGCUUCCCUGCACCUCCCGCUCCGGUUCGUACGCCAUGGGAGAGGUUCCAACUCGCAUGCAUGCGUGAGAUCGAAAGACAGGCACACGCAACUUGGAGGCCCCCCAACACGCGUCCUCCCACUUAUGUGACUGCGGCGUACGACUAUUACAGGAUUACCAUCCCGCCCAACAGGUUGCCGCGCACUCCCGAGGACGAACAGGACGAGCAACGAGUAGAGCGGGACGUGUCACACCGUGAGACGCACAAAGAACGACACGAAGGACGAUUCGACCGGGGAGGAGGCUCUCACACAGGGAGACAAACGGAUCGACGAUAUGACGGCCAUACUGAACCUGGAUCUGGUCACGGUGGUCGGCCCUUUGACCCGAACAGCAGGGAGCUUCCUCCGCGGCCCGAGGCAUCCCGAUUUGCUCGUCAUGAACUAGCCCACCAAACACGGGAGACGGUUGUCCUCACUAAUGGUGUGGACUACGACUUUCCUCAUGUGCCUUUCGUUCAAAGAACCGCUGUCGGGCGCAACGAUGAAGGUCCUAGUGCACGGAUGAAUGAAAACGGCAAACGCGAUCGGGUUGGCGUGGUCGCGGCCGGGGUACAAGGGCUAUACACUCUCAGGCGAGGGGAGAUUAUCGAGGUGAGCACGGUGAACAUAGAGGAGAGUACAAACGAGGUCGCAGGUAGGAGGCUGGCAUGGGUUGUCCCCCUCCAGAUACCGUCGUUGUGGCGAUGGGCUGUGUAUAUAAUGGUGGAAUAG